Molecule: messenger RNA, 6557 nt
Organism: Papilio xuthus (Asian swallowtail)
Lineage: Eukaryota; Metazoa; Arthropoda; Insecta; Lepidoptera; Papilionidae
Gene: zye
Product: zona pellucida domain-containing protein zye
Exons: 11
Coding region: 158-6427 (2089 amino acids)
Source: RefSeq, a predicted model, not a curated record
UAGCGGCCUAGUCGCGGGAUGAUACCCCGAUACAUACGCACUCUGACCCCAGACACCGCGCGGGACGGACAUACACAUUUUUUUAAUAAAAAAAAAUAGUGCCAGUGACGUUGUGUCGUGAUUUUCGUGUGUGCAAGGGCCCCAUGAAGCGGCUGUCAUGCACAUAGCGACAUUGAUUGCAUUCGUGCAGCUGUCGCUUGCUACAGCUGUUUCAGAUGGCAUCCAGACUUUGACCGCUGCGGAACUGAACUUGGAAUUAUCAGGUGACAAUUCCUUGUCGCCAUUCUACGAGAGCGGCGAUGAUACCGCCGUACACUUCAUGCGGGGUUCAAGGGCGGCAGAUUCACCUCUGUCACCCGACAUCGACGUGCAAUGUACUGAUGAUUACAUACAAGUAACUGUCGAAUUCGCUGACGUAUUCGAUGGUGUAAUAUACAGUAAGGGAUACUUGAAUGAUCCUAGAUGCAAAUACGUAUCAUUGGGUGGAAGCGAGUCGCGCUAUGAGUUCAGAGUACCCCUGGACGGCUGCGGCUCUCGUCCUCUCUGUAAUGCUUGCGGCACUAUCGAUAAUGUGCUUGUCUUCCAAGCCGAUGACUUCGUUCAAGGACCUACCGACUUUGCUAGAAAGAUAUCGUGUGCAAGAACAACUUUCGAAGUAUCAGCUGAAGGGGCAAGGGAGGAACAAGGUCAUGUGCUGAAAUUAAAGCCCUUCAUGGUGGAUAUGUUGGAAGUUGUUGCUGUGGAGGGCCUCGGGAGUGGCGUCGAAUGCUGGAUGGACAUUCAGAAGGGAGUCUUUCCUAAUACUACUCCUUUUGAAAGUUCAAUAAAAAUCGGCGAAUACCUUACUAUUUUGGUAUACUUGAAAGAUCAAAGAAAUCAGUUUAACCUAAAAAUUCAUGAUUGCUGGGCUUACGAUAAUGAUAAUUACGACAGCCCCAAGACGAAUAAGAUACAGCUGACUGACAAACAGGGAUGCCCUAAGAAAAAGAAGCUUAUUGAUCAAUGGCAAAAAUCCAGAAACACAGGCAAGAGUGGAGCCACAUUGAUCGCAUACAGUAAAGUGAGCGCUUUCAGAUUCCCGGAAACGGAUCAAGUGUAUUUAACAUGUAAUGUAGAGCUCUGUACGAAUAACUGCGACUCAAGUUGUGAUGGCGUCAUAAAAGAAAUUUCAACAACAUUACGACCUCAAAAGCAAUGUUAUCCGGGAUCAACAGAUCCUCAGUGUCCGACAGUUAGACCACAAAUAAAAUGCUACCCUGGUAGCACUGACCCCCGUUGUCCUAAACCAACAACUCCCGCACCUCCAAAUUGUUACCCAGGAAGUACAGACUCGCGUUGUCCUAAACCAACAACUCCCGCACCUCCAAACUGUUACCCGGGAAGUACAGACCGCCGUUGUCCUAAACCAACAACUCCCGCACCUCCAAAUUGUUACCCAGGAAGCACAGACCCGCGUUGUCCUAAACCAACAACUCCCGCACCUCCAAACUGUUACCCAGGAAGCACAGACCCCCGUUGUCCGAAACCAACAACUACCGCACCUCCAAACUGUUACCCAGGAAGUACAGACCCGCGUUGUCCUAAACCAACAACACCCGCACCUCCAAACUGUUACCCAGGAAGUACAGACCCCCGUUGUCCUAAACCAACAACUCCCGCUCCUCCAAACUGUUACCCAGGAAGUACUGACCCCCGUUGUCCUAAACCAACAACACCAGCACCUCCAAACUGUUAUCCAGGAAGCACUGACCCCCGUUGUCCUAAACCAACAACUCCCGCACCUCCAAACUGUUAUCCAGGAAGCACUGACCCCCGUUGUCCUAAACCAACAACUCCCGCACCUCCAAACUGUUACCCAGGAAGUACAGACCCGCGUUGCCCUAAACCAACAACUCCGGCACCUCCAAACUGUUACCCUGGAAAUACAGACCCCCGUUGUCCUAAACCAACAACUCCCGCACCUCCAAACUGUUACCCCGGAAGCACAGACCCCCGUUGUCCUAAACCAACAACACCCGCACCUCCAAAUUGUUAUCCAGGAAGUAGAGAUCCAAGAUGUCCCCAGACGACUUCCUCAAAGCCAGUGUGUUACCCAGGGUCUCCCGAUCCAAACUGUCCUCAACCGUCACGACCUACGACAUUAAAUCCACCUACUUAUUUGCCUCCUACAACGCCAGAACUCAAAUGCUACGUCGGGUCUACAGACUCACGUUGUCCAAAACCAACAACAACCGCACCUCCAAACUGUUACCCCGGAAGCACAGACCCGCGUUGUCCCAAACCAACAACUCCCGCUCCUCCGAAUUGUUAUCCAGGAAGCACAGAUCCGCGUUGUCCCAAACCAACAACUCCCACACGUCCUAAUUGUUAUCCCGGAAGCACAGACUCCCGUUGCCCCAAGCCAACUACCCCUGCUCCUCCAAAAUGCUUCCCAGGAAGCACAGACCCGCGUUGUCCCAAGCCGACAACGCCCGCUCCUCCAAACUGUUAUCCAGGGAGCACUGACCCCCGUUGUCCUAAACCAACAACACCAGCACCUCCAAACUGUUACCCAGGAAGUACAGACCCGCGUUGCCCCAAGCCAACUACACCUGCUCCUCCAAAAUGCUACCCAGGAAGUAUAGACCCCCGUUGUCCUAAACCAACAACUCCCGCACCUCCAAACUGUUACCCAGGAAGUACUGACUCACGUUGUCCCAAACCGACCCCUACUGCGCGUCCUAACUGUUACCCAGGAAGCACAGACCCCCUUUGUCCAAAACCAACAACACCAGCACCUCCAAACUGUUAUCCAGGAAGUACUGACCCCCGUUGUCCUAAACCAACAACUCCCGCACCUCCAAACUGUUACCCAGGAAGUACUGACCCGCGUUGUCCCAAACCGACCCCUCCUGCGCGCCCUAAUUGCUACCCAGGAAGCACAGACCCGCGCUGUCCUAAACCAACAACUCCCGCACCUCCAAACUGUUACCCAGGAAGUACAGACCCGCGUUGCCCUAAACCAACAACUCCGGCACCUCCAAACUGUUACCCAGGAAGUACUGACUCACGUUGUCCCAAACCGACCCCUACUGCGCGUCCUAACUGUUACCCAGGAAGCACAGACCCCCGUUGUCCUAAACCAACAACACCCGCACCUCCGAACUGUUUCCCAGGAAGCACUGACCCGCGUUGUCCCAAACCGACCCCUCCUACGCGUCCUAACUGUUACCCAGGAAGCACAGACCCCCGUUGUCCAAAACCAACAACACCAGCACCUCCAAACUGUUUCCCAGGAAGCACAGACCCCCGUUGUCCUAAACCAACUACACCCGCAGCUCCAAACUGUUACCCAGGAAGUACAGACCCGCUUUGCCCUAAACCAACAACCCCGGCACCUCCAAAUUGUUACCCAGGAAGUAGAGAUCCAAGAUGUCCCCAGACGACGUCCCCGAAACCAGUGUGUUACCCAGGGUCUCCCGAUCCAAACUGUCCACAACCCUCACGGCCUACCACAAUAAAUCCUCCUACUUAUUUGCCUCCUACAACGCCAGAACUCAAAUGCUAUGCCGGUUCUACAGACUCACGUUGUCCCAAACCAACUACUUCUGCCCCUCCUAGUUGUUAUCCCGGAAGCACAGACCCGCGCUGUCCUAAACCAACAACUCCCGCACCUCCAAACUGUUACCCAGGAAGUACAGACCCGCGUUGCCCUAAACCAACAACUCCGGCACCUCCAAACUGUUACCCAGGAAGUACUGACUCACGUUGUUCCAAACCGACCCCUACUGCGCGUCCUAACUGCUACCCAGGAAGCACUGACCCCCGUUGUCCUAAACGAACAACUCCCGCACCUCUAAACUGUUACCCAGGAAGUACAGACCCGCGUUGCCCUAAACCAACAACUCCGGCACCACCAAACUGUUUCCCAGGAAGCACCGACCCGCGUUGUCCCAAACCGACCACUCCUGCGCGCCCUAACUGCUACCCAGGAAGCACAGACCCCCGUUGUCCAAAACCAACAACACCCGCACCUCCAAACUGUUUCCCAGGAAGCACAGACCCCCGUUGUCCUAAACCAACAACACCCGAACCUCCAAACUGUUUCCCAGGAAGCACUGACUCGCGUUGUCCCAAACCAACAACUCCGGCACCUCCAAACUGUUACCCAGGAAGUACCGACCCCCGUUGUCCUAAACCAACACCUCCCGCUACUCCAAAAUGCUACCCAGGAAGUGCAGACCCCCGUUGUCCUAAACCAACAACUCCCGCACCUCCAAACUGUUACCCAGGAAGUACUGACCCCCGUUGUCCUAAACCAACAACACCAGCACCUCCAAACUGUUACCCAGGAAGUAGAGAUCCAAGAUGUCCCCAGACGACGUCCCCGAAACCAGUGUGUUACCCAGGGUCUCCCGAUCCAAACUGUCCACAACCCUCACGGCCUACCACAAUAAAUCCUCCUACUUAUUUGCCUCCUACAACGCCAGAACUCAAAUGCUAUGCCGGUUCUACAGACUCACGUUGUCCCAAACCAACUACUUCUGCCCCUCCUAGUUGUUAUCCCGGAAGCACAGACCCGCGCUGUCCUAAACCAACAACUCCCGCACCUCCAAACUGUUACCCAGGAAGUACUGACCCGCGUUGUCCCAAACCGACCCCUACUGCGCGCCCUAACUGCUACCCAGGAAGCACAGACCCGCGCUGUCCUAAACCGACAACUCCCGCACCUCCAAACUGUUACCCAGGAAGUACAGACCCCCGUUGUCCAAAAUCAACAACACCCGCACCUCCAAACUGUUUCCCAGGAAGCACUGACCCGCGUUGUCCCAAACCGACCACUCCUGCGCGCCCUAACUGCUACCCAGGAAGCACAGACCCCCGUUGUCCAAAACCAACAACACCCGCACCUCCAAACUGUUUCCCAGGAAGCACAGACCCCCGUUGUCCUAAACCAACAACACCCGCACCUCCAAACUGUUUCCCAGGAAGCACUGACUCGCGUUGUCCCAAACCGACCCCUCCUGCGCGCCCUAAUUGUUAUCCCGGAAGCGCAGACCCGCGUUGCCCCAAGCCAACUACACCUGCUCCUCCAAACUGUUACCCAGGCAGUACCGACCCCCGUUGUCCUAAACCAACACCUCCCGCUACUCCAAAAUGCUACCCAGGAAGUGCAGACCCCCGUUGUCCUAAACCAACAACUCCCGCACCUCCAAACUGUUACCCAGGAAGUACUGACCCCCGUUGUCCUAAACCAACAACACCAGCACCUCCAAACUGUUACCCAGGAAGUAGAGAUCCAAGAUGUCCCCAGACGACGUCCCCGAAACCAGUGUGUUACCCAGGGUCUCCCGAUCCAAACUGUCCACAACCCUCACGGCCUACCACAAUAAAUCCUCCUACUUAUUUGCCUCCUACAACGCCGGAACUCAAAUGCUAUGCCGGGUCUACAGACUCACGUUGUCCCAAACCAACUACUUCAGCCCCUCCUAGUUGUUAUCCCGGAAGCACAGACCCGCGCUGUCCUAAACCAACAACUCCCGCACCUCCAAACUGUUACCCAGGAAGUACAGACCCGCGUUGUCCAAAACCGACCCCUCCUGCGCGCCCUAACUGCUACCCAGGAAGCCCAGACCCGCGUUGUCCCAAACCAACAACACCCGCUCCUCCAAAUUGUUACCCAGGAAGCACAGACCCGCGUUGUCCAAAAGCAACAACACCCGCACCUCCAAACUGUUAUCCAGGAAGCACAAAUCCGCGUUGUCCCAAACCAACAACUCCCGCACGUCCUAACUGUUAUCCCGGAAGCAGAGACCCGCGUUGUCCCAAACCAACAACUCCUGCCCCUCCAAACUGUUACCCAGGAAGCAGAGACCCACGUUGUCCUUCACUAACUACACCCGCACGACCUAUUUGUUAUCCCGGUUCAAAUGAUCCUAAUUGCCCUCAAUCUUCAACCUCAACAUCCGUUGCACCUACCACUCAAAAUGCUCCUAAUUGCUAUCCGGGCAAUAAUGACCCAAGGUGCCCUCAACCUAGCUCAACACCCAGUUCUUGCUACCCGGGAUCCAAAGAUCCUAAUUGUCCCCAACCGUUCGCUCCAAGCAGCACCAAUCCACCAUCCACGUACUUGCCACCUUUUCCUGCGGAAAACGAAAUAAAAUCUGCACGAACAAGUAGACUGGCAGAGAAAACUUUGGAUUACUACGACGAGUCGUUAUUAGACGUUGAUAAUUUCGAGUUUACACGUACCAAACCUAGGUCGAGAAUUACCAGAGAUAUCAGUAAAGUUAACGACGAUUUAAUAGAGACGUCUACUGGACUAGGAGUAUUACACAUUGCAAUCGGCGGAUGCACCUUCCUUGUUGUUUUGUCUAUCGCAUUCGCUGUCUACGUAUACAAGAACAAACACUCAAGUCCGACGAACCUGAGAGAACACCCUUGCUAAUUUAUAGUAUAAUGAAUCCUAUUGUGAUAUAACACGCCCUCAGCUAUGAUAACUCGAUUUUAUUUUUAAUUGUAAUUUUGUAUACUUAUAUGCUGUAGGGAUUAACUUAUAAAAUAUUUUGAUCACUGCC